This is a messenger RNA of Ochotona princeps (American pika), 475 nucleotides long. It is a transcript of the gene NUPR1, whose product is annotated as nuclear protein 1, transcriptional regulator. Gene Ontology annotation, biological process: negative regulation of cell population proliferation; negative regulation of cell cycle. NCBI's taxonomy places the organism in Eukaryota, Metazoa, Chordata, Mammalia, Lagomorpha, Ochotonidae. The record is from RefSeq and is a predicted model, not a curated record. Bases 65 to 310 code for a protein of 81 amino acids. The transcript is spliced from 3 exons. Gene Ontology annotation, cellular component: nucleus.
AGGAGAGACACUGGUUCCGGCCACCAGACACCAACAAAGAAGAGAGACUGUGCCCAGGCCAGACAUGUACACCGCCUUGCCGCCCGCAGCCAGUCCUUCCCGGCAGGUCCCUGGUCCAGAGAGUGAGGAUGACAGUCUUGAUGAGUAUGACCUCUACAGUCUGGCCCACCCCUGCCUGGGAGGCAAGAGUCGGAAAGGUCGUAGCAAGAGAGAAGCCGCUGUCCACACCAACCGCACCAGCCCUGGGGGGCACGAGAGGAAGCUGGUGACCAAGUUCCAGAACUCAGAAAGAAAAAAGGCCAGGCGUUGAGCUGGAGAUGAGGCCAGACCACGGACACCACACCACGCUAGAGACAGGACCAAGCAGACGAUCCAGGACUUGGUGGACAGACUGCUCGUGCCCACCCCACCCCACCCACCUGCCUGGGGACUGAGGGGCCAAGGAGCAAGCAAGAUGGGGACCCAGAGGCGGAGU